This is a messenger RNA of Mesorhabditis belari, 1629 nucleotides long. Lineage: Eukaryota; Metazoa; Nematoda; Chromadorea; Rhabditida; Rhabditidae. The record is from the annotation of a GenBank genome assembly.
AUGCGCGGAGGAGGACAACAGCCUGUAAUUGUUCUUUCUCUUGGAACAAAACGAGAAAGUGGAUACCAAGUUCAAACUGGAAACAUCGCUGCGUGCAAAACAAUUGCCGAUGUGAUUCGAACAGCUUUGGGACCGAAAGCAAUGUUAAAGAUGCUUAUGGAUCCAAUGGGAGGUAUUGUCAUGACAAAUGACGGGAACGCGAUUUUGAGAGAAAUCACGGUUAAGCACCCGGCAGCAAAAAGCAUGAUUGAUAUUGCUAGGACUCAGGAUGAAGAGACUGGAGAUGGUACAACUUCGGUGAUAGUUCUUGCUGGAGAAAUCAUGUCAAAAGCCCACGUCUUUUUGGAGCAACGCAUUCAUCCAACUAUCAUUAUUCAGGCAUACCGUCAAGCUCUUGAAGAUAUGGUUAAAUUAGCGGAAACCAAGUUCAGCAAGCCUAUUGAUGUGAACAACACCGAAGAGCUUACCGUCGUUGUGAAAUCUUGCCUUGGUACCAAGAUGUUAGCCAAGUGGAUGGAUUUGGCAGUUAAUAUUGCGCUUGAUGCCGUCCAAACAAUUCGAAUUGACAAGGGAGGGGUUCAAGACAUCGACAUUAAAAGAUAUUGUCGAAUCGAGAAAAUCCCGGGAGGGACCAUUGAAGACAGUCGCGUAGUAAAAGGAGUUGUCCUCAAUAAAGACGUCACACAUCCUAAAAUGAAGCGUCGAAUUGAAAAUCCACGAAUUAUUCUUCUUGACUGCAAUCUCGAGUAUAAGAAGGGUGAAUCUCAAACUUCGCUAGAAAUUAUGCGGGAGGAGGAUAUCACUCGAAUCUUGGAACAGGAAGAAACCGAGAUUCGCAAACAAUGUGAUGAAAUCAUCCGUUUAAAGCCGGAUUUGAUCUUCACUGAAAAAGGAAUUUCUGAUCUGGCUCAACACUUUCUUCUAAAGGCUGGAAUCACUGCUAUUCGCCGUCUGAAGAAAACCGACAAUAAUCGCCUCGCUCGAGUCUGCGGUGCGCGAAUCGUCAAUGAGACAUGUGAUCUCAGGGAAGAAGAUGUUGGGCUCAAGGCCGAGCUUUUUGAGAUUACCAAGAUUGGGGAUGAGUAUUACACUUAUGUCACUUCUUCUCAAACUACUGCUGUAACGGUUUGCCUGCGUGGUCCUUCAAAGGAUAUCAUUAAUGAGGUCGAACGGAACUUGAACGAUGCUGUGAAUGUUGUUCGCAAUGUUCUUCUGAAUCCUCGCCUUGUACCGGGAGGUGGUGCACUCGAAAUGGCCCUUUCUCAUGCUCUUCAUGAAAAUAGCAGGCAAAUGGAAGGUUCCAGGAAAAGUCCAUACGAUGCAGCUGCCCUUGCGCUUGAAGUUAUUCCUAGGACUUUGAUUCAAAAUUGUGGAGGAAACACAAUUCGUCAAAUUACGGCUUUGCGUGCCAAGCAUGCGCAAGGUCCUGAAAAUUGGACAUGGGGAAUAGAUGGUUCGUCAGGAGAUUUGGUAGACAUGAACAAAUUGGGUGUUUGGGAUCCACUUUCAGUGCGAAUUCAAGUGCUGAAAACAGCUGUUGAAACUUCGGUAAUGUUGCUUCGUAUUGAUGAUAUCGUGUCCGGCACCAAGAAAUCGACUGGUGAAGAGAGAAAAGAAAUCAUGCCGGAA